GUUCAGCAUGGCACAUGGUUGGUGAGCUUUCCGACGACAGCAGAGCGGGAAUGAUUUCACUUGCCAAACAUACAUCCACCCAUUAAACAUUGUCGCCAUAUGGCACGGAAUACAAUCUCUCGGGCUCAGUUAUACUUAAUCACUCUCACUCUGUGUGUGUGUCAUCGUUCUCUCUCUCUCUGACACAAACAUACAGAGAGAAGUGGCAACUGACUGAAUUUUAGCUCCCUUGACCACAGAAUCCCAUGUACGGGCACAUGCUUUCUUUCGUCAGCUUCCUUCGCUCUGUAUCUUAAAAGCUGAACUGCAAGCUCCAUGACCAGUUCUUCCAAGUCCUCUAGUUAUUCUGCAGCUGAAGGAGAGAAGCCAUGAGGGUAGCAGCCAUGGUGAACUGUACUGUGGAGGAUCGAGGCUCCAAAUCUGAAACCAACUAGAGGUAAUAGCGUACUUGCAUACUCUGAUGUUUCAUUGCUCUCAGGUCUCAGCCCCCCACUGGAUGUGUCGGUUGGGCACUGUCUUCUUUGAUGGUGACAUGGUGAUGGAUAAGAGGCACAGAAUCCUCUGUCUUGAAGGUGAAAUGAGCUAGUCGAGAUAUUGCGAGCUUCCUUCUCUUCCAAAGCUCCAAGCCUUAUUCCACACUUGAACUGCUUCGCAAGGAGAAGCGAUGGAUCCUUCCUUUAUCUUGCUUCAUGAUCGUUUCCGCAUUAUCUAGCCUUGGAAAUGCAGGUAGUUGGAGGACUUGAAGUAGAACUGACCUUUCUUGAUAGGUGAUAGGGACCUGGGACCUCCAAGCUGGUCUUAUAAGCAAUGUAUGGGGCUACGGGCUCUCCAGAGGCACUCCCAUAUCCAACAUUUCCCUUCAUCUUGGGCUCAGCAGACAUUUGACCGAGCAUGGAAGUGCAGUCUUCGAGUCUGACUGAAGCAAAAAACGUGGUCAGAAAUUUGAUUGAAAAAUCAUAGCAAAAGUCUUCGAUGUCAGCUAGACAUAGCGGAAUCUCCAGGAAAUAUGGUAAUAUGACCAGAAGGAUAGAGUAGAAAUACUGGUUCAUGGUGCCGGUUUGCAUAAUACCAAACAUGGAUGGGCAAUCAGGGAAAACGAUGCAGAGUCUGCCUGAUACACUAUCGUCCCUCAUGGGGUUCAACCAGUACCUCACACCCAGUUGGAUUGAAUCGGUGUCUCACAUCAUCAAGGAGUUGUCACCAACCGAACCAAAUACGAAAGUAAUGGUUCAUAUGACUCAAAAUAUUGGUCCUGAUGAUGCAGAAUCAGACGCUAAAGUUGCAAAGAUUCAAGAUGAACUGGUUUCACUGAAUGCUCAACUAAAGCAGAUAACACUGCAGAGGAGACAGUCACUAAAUAACUAUUUGGAUCUGAAAGGAAAUAUAAGGGUGUUCUGUCGUGUAAGACCUUUUCACCAUGAAGAGAGUUACCAAUCCAGAUCUCUAUUCACCCUGGAUGAGAGUAAUGUGUUCCUAAAAGUUGCUGAAGCCAAGAUAAAGCAAUACAAGUUUGAUAAGGUUUUCAACCAAUGCUCAACACAAGGUGAUGUAUUUGCUGAAGUUGAACCAGUGAUAAAAUCUGCUUUAGAUGGCUAUAACGUUUGUAUAUUUGCCUAUGGGCAGACAGGUAGUGGAAAAACUUAUACCAUGGAAGGGAAGCAUACAGCUACAGAUCUAGGUGUGAUACCACGAGGGAUUCAAGCACUAUUUGAUCGAGCUUCAGAGAGCAACAUAAGGUUUCUGUUCACUUUCAGUAUGCUUGAGAUUUACAUGGGAAACCUAAGAGACCUGCUAGUUCCCAGAAGCAAGACACAUGAUUUUAAGAAAGUGCCAAGCCUUUCCAUCAAAACAGAUCCUGAUGGCGGCAUUGAGAUUGAAAACCUUGUGGCAGUUACUGUGAAUAGCUUUCAAGAAGUAAAAAGACUAUAUGAAGUGGGGACCCGGCUUCGUUCAACAGCUUACACUAUGGCUAAUUCUACAUCAAGCAGAUCUCACUGUUUGAUUCGCCUUUCAUUGACCUCCUUCGACGCACCAGAGAGAAAAAAAGCAAGAAACAAGUUAUGGAUGAUUGAUCUAGGUGGAAGUGAAAGACUUGUAAAGACAAAAGCAACUGGGAAAAGACUCAAGGAGGGCAAAGCCAUAAAUUUGUCACUGUCAGCCCUAGGGGAUGUGAUUGAUGCACUUCAAACCAAAAAAGCCCAUGUCCCUUAUAGGAAUAGCAAGCUUACACAAGUUCUUAGAGACUCUCUAGGAUGCGAUUCCAAAACAUUGAUGCUUGUCCAUAUCCGCCCAAAUGAGGAUGAUUUGUGUGAGACAAUUUGUACCUUGGGUUUUGCAACAAGAGUUAGAAGCAUUCGCUUGGACAGUGAAGAGCCACCAGAAGAAAAGGCAAGAAAGGAACAUUUAUUAAUAGAGUUGGAACGGGAGGUCAGUGAAUUAGAACAACAAUGUGAAGAUGUUACCCGAAAGAUUAAGAAACUUGAGGAGACAAUGGAGCAUUUGAAAGGACCUCAGCCAUUUGUUAGCACAGAUUCUGUCGUUUCACAUCCAUUGAGUGAAGACCUGAAAACUACCAUGUCAAAGACUACAAAGAAUUCAAAGAAUCGUAGAGAAGUUUCAUCUAGGUUACCUAGUUUUAUGAAGCCAACGGCUUCUAGCCAGCAGAGGAUAGGCUUGACCAAACACAUUCCUAUCAGUAACAGGACAAAACCACCAGUGCCACCAAAGAGAAGGCCUUCCUCAGUUUACGCUGAGUCUGUAAGGCUGCCAGUAAAUGCUACCACUUGGCAGUCAGAAUGCAGCUCUGAGUGCAGUAUCUCCAUGACAAGUGACAUGAAUUGGAUCCCAAGCUUACAAGAUGGGACAGAAUGCAGCCAGCAGGAUACAUCAGAGUAUGAGACUAAACAGGUUAUUUUCUCAGAACAUGCGAAACUGUUGCAGGGUGAACUGAUUUCGCUCGCAGAAUCUCAACUUCUAGAAUCAGGGAAGAUGCAGAAUAAAACUGAGGAAAUGGACAUUAUAGACAUUGAUAGUUGGAUCCAUCAACAAAUUACAGAAAACACCAGCAUAUGUAAAAGAGAAAGGAUUCUAGAUAUUACUGAAGUAACUGAAUGUGAAACAUACAAUUCUAGUACUGCAUCACCAAUUCAGAUGGAAUGUCUUAAAGGUGGUAAACAGGCACAGGAUGAAGACAGUCACCUCAAACUGCAACCCCCCAUGAUAAAUGUGGAAGAUAUCAAGCAAGCAGAAGCUAUCAAUCAAUUCACUUCAACAGAAUUGUGCACUCCUCCCUCAAAAGAACUUUGCAGAAAUGACAAAAUGAAGGAACAUAAAAAUGAAAGGCUUGCAUAUCAUGGAAAAUCCAGAAGAUCGCUACAGGAAAAGUUGGACAAGUGCAUUCCAGGGCAGCCAAACAAUGAAUCAAAAACUGACCCCAUCGUACAACCUGAAGUCAGGUUCCAGGAUGAAGAACAUUAUAUAGACAAGUCGACAAAGUUCUUUCAAGCUCUUCGAACGGCAUGGGUUGGUGCUCUUCUAGGACUGGGUACUAUGAGCCUUGGAUUAGAGCAAGACUUCUUCCAGAGCUUGACGCUUUGAGUUAAAUAGAAUUUCAUCACUUUAAGGGGGUUCUAAGAGGUAGUAUUCAAUUUUAAGAGUAACUACUUCAGAGAAAAUAUGUGCUCACUAUGCCAGACACCACAAUGAAAUGUAACUGUCAAUUUGCCGCAAUGGCAUGUGGAUUGCUGAUAUGAUCCUGAAAUAGUUGUUUUGACAGCAGAUGGAUACUCUUAGGAUAACUGGAAAAAAAAUGGAUGAAAGGAUAAGAAAGAAGGCAAUUAUAUGAUAAAA
Molecule: messenger RNA, 3849 nt
Organism: Panicum virgatum (switchgrass)
Lineage: Eukaryota; Viridiplantae; Streptophyta; Magnoliopsida; Poales; Poaceae
Product: kinesin-like protein KIN-14B
Exons: 13
Coding region: 1048-3597 (849 amino acids)
Biological process (GO): microtubule-based movement
Molecular function (GO): microtubule binding; microtubule motor activity; ATP binding
Source: RefSeq, a predicted model, not a curated record